Hippocampus zosterae (dwarf seahorse) is the source of this 5418-nucleotide messenger RNA. It is a transcript of the gene phaf1, whose product is annotated as phagosome assembly factor 1. Gene Ontology annotation, cellular component: trans-Golgi network; synaptic vesicle membrane; dendrite. Bases 898 to 2151 code for a protein of 417 amino acids. The record is from RefSeq and is a predicted model, not a curated record. Gene Ontology annotation, biological process: Golgi to plasma membrane protein transport. Lineage: Eukaryota; Metazoa; Chordata; Actinopteri; Syngnathiformes; Syngnathidae. The transcript is spliced from 16 exons.
CCACCCAGAACAUGCGCCAAAUACAGGAAGUGGGACAAUCAGCUGAGCCUGCUGCUUCUUGUUGAUUCCCGAAGUUGCCGUUGUUCGGCGACGCUCUAACCCCGAGGACGGAAGACGGCGGACGGCUCAACAAACACGUGACGAACGGGGACGUGAGGAAUUUGAAAAAGCAUCUGCGCUGCACAAGAGCUCGCACCCAAACUGGGACCCUCGGUGGUGGCGGAAGGGAGAAAUAAAGAAAGAAGGACAGAUAGACAGACAGCCAAUUAACCCGCUUUGUGUAUGGAUGCCAUGGCUGUGUGAUCUGCAUUGCUUAUCGCCUCUGUGAUAACCACGGGGCAUUUCCUUAAUAUACGUUGUUUUUUUUUUCCUAAUUGCACUUAAUUCUCACGCAAUAAGCGCAGCUAGCAGGGUCGGCUAAUGUUAGCGAAUAGCGCAACACAGUGUUGUUGUCCUGCUCGGUGCUUUCGUAACUGGCCGAUAGUGACCCAAGAGUCUAGACUUAUUUCAGCAAUACUUCGACUGACAGCUGACGUUGUUCAUGUCAGGUUACGUAAUUUGCUCGCAAAAGUCGAGAGCAGCUAACCUGGUAGCCUGUUACUAAAAUUGUAACUUGCAAGGCUCUUUUUAAUCUUGUGAUCAUUAUUUUAUGUUUUUGAUUCAAUUUUUUUUCUUUCCCGCACACUUGUAAUGUUAGUGUCAUAUGUACCACAUGAAAGUGGUCACUUAUUACUGAAAAGUUUCACGCUGAUUUCCGCGCGUGUAUUUGUUUAUUUUGGGAGUUAUGAAUUGAAGUAGACAAUUCAGUGUUCAGGGUCGAGACGGGCAAAAAGAAGUGAGGGUCCCUCAAAGGGUCCCAUUGUGUCUUAAGGUGAGCCGCCCCCCUACUACUUGCCAAUGCUGGAUCUGGAAGUGGUGCCUGAGCGAUCACUUGGAAAUGAGCAAUGGGAAUUUGCCUUAGGCAUGCCAUUGGCCCAGGCUAUCUCUAUUCUCCAGAAACACUGCCGCAUCAUCAAAAAUGUCCAGGUGCUUUACAGUGAACAGACACCACUGAGCCAUGACCUCAUACUGAACUUGACUCAGGAUGGGAUUAAACUGCUGUUUGAUGCCACAAAUCAGAGACUCAAGGUGAUUGAAGUGUAUGACUUAAGCAAAGUGAAAUUGAAAUACUGUGGAGUCCAUUUCAAUUCUCAAGCCAUCGCCCCCACUAUAGAACAAAUAGACCAAUCGUUUGGAGCCACCCACCCCGGAGUUUACAAUGCAGCUGAGCAGUUGUUCCAUCUCAACUUUAGAGGACUUUCAUUCUCCUUCCAACUUGACUCUUGGAAUGAGGCUCCAAAAUACGAGAUUCCACAUGGGGCCAUGGUCAAGAGGAUGCACAUCUACACCGGCAACAACCUGCAAGAAACAAAAGCACCAGCGAUGCCAUUGGCCUGUUUCCUUGGUAACGUCUAUGCAGAGUGUGUGGAUGUGCUGAGAGAGGCAACAGGACCAGUCGGGCUUAAGUUCCACCUACUCACUGCGGGUUGUGGUCCCGGAGUGAUGGGCGAUGCUAAAGUGAGGUCCUUAGAACGAAAUAUCUACUUUGGAGACUCCUGCCAGGAGGUUCUGGGUGCUCUCGGGUCACCGCAUAAAGUAUUCUACAAGUCCGAGGACAAGAUGAAGAUCCACUCUCCAUCACCUCAUAAACAAGUUCCUUCCAAAUGUAACGACUACUUCUUUAACUACUUCACCCUCGGAGUGGAUAUCCUUUUUGAUUCGACAACUCAUCUGGUUAAGAAGUUCGUCCUACAUACCAACUACCCGGGACAUUAUAACUUCAAUAUAUAUCAUCGGUGUGACUUUAAGAUUUCACUUCUCAUAAAAAAAGGAGGAGCCGACUCUCAGACGGAUGACUGCGUGUUGACCACUUACAGCAAGUGGGAUCAGAUUCAGGAACUGCUGGGCCACCCAAUGGAAAAACCUGUUGUGCUUCAUAGGUCCUCAUCCGCCAACAAUACCAACCCCUUUGGCUCCACGUUUUGCUUUGGACUGCAGAGGAUGAUCUUUGAGGUGAUGCAGAAUAACCACAUCGCAUCAGUGACGCUCUACAGUCCACCACGGACCACCGGCCGAGCCCAACCUGAGGCCGGUAGCAGCAUCUCCCACUGAGCAAGUAACCGUGACAACCGCAUCUCAUUCUGUCUUGUUCUCAGAGUUGAAAUUAAGUAAGCCGCAAAAGACGACGCGGCCCGUUCUUGCAUUCAAUUCCAAAACGGCCGCAAUUGCUUUCGUUUUUCUGUUGGCCUGCAAGAAUCGCGCUCAAGCACUUGUCUUGUGUUGGAGAACUGGCACUUAGAGGAGCUUUUGCCCCGGAGGGAACAUCACGUAGACGCCGUGAUGAAAACUGCAUUCGGGCGGAACCGGUAGAAAGCAAAUACAGGAAGUGAAAUGCGACUGAGAGCUGCUCUGAAGCUGUCCUGCCCGCUGUGGACUUGUGGAAAGCCGUCAGACGCUGCAGAGGACCGAUAAAUGGAGAGACGGCAAAGCUUCAUGCUUGAUCCAAAACUUAUUGGACAAUAAAGGGACCAAGCAGUCAAUGGCGGAGCCACAUGUGACGCCUCGAAACGGAAAGUGUUCAAACAUGGCUUCCCGGGUUUACUCCCAUCGACCCCGAAACGAUCACCCUCGUGAGUUAGCCUGCUGAAUCAUCUCCUAUCCGAACAAUGAAGCACACUAAAGGCCAGUUUACUUUGUUCCAAAAAGAGAGGUCAGCGUUCAAAUCUUCGUCGACAACAAGCACAAAUUGGCCACCUUUUCUUUUUUUUUUUUUAAUCCCGCAUGUUAGAAGCAGGGCGGCCCGGUAGUCCAGUGGUUAGCACGUCGGCUUCACAGUGCAGAGGUACCGGGUUCGAUUCCAGCUCCGGCCUCCCUGUGUGGAGUUUGCAUGUUCUCCCUGAGUCUGCGUGGGUUUUCUCCGGGUGCUCCGGUUUCCUCCCACAUUCCAAAAACAUGCAUGGCAGGCUGAUUGGACGCUCUAAAUUGUCCCUAGGUGUGAGUGUGAGUGCGAAUGGUUGUUCGUUUCUGUGUGCCCUGCGAUUGGCUGGCAACCGAUUCAGGGUGUCCCCCGCCUACUGCCCGGAGACAGCUGGGAUAGGCUCCAGCACCCCCCGCGACCCUAGUGAGGAUCAAGCGGCUCGGAAGAUGAAUGAAUGAAUGUUAGAAGCAUUGAACAAUGCCCCCCCCCCCUCCCCUAGGAGUAAGCACGUUGAAAAAGUAAUGUUUGUUUGUUUUUUCCUUUUUGGGGGUGCCGGGGCGGGGGAAACAGUCUUAUUCAUUCACUGACCAAAUUUAGAGAAUAGAUUGCCCCGUAGCGUGUUGUGUGUGUGUCGACACACCUUCUGUUCCUUUACGCCAGGUGCUUAUGUGCCUGUGGAGACUACCGGUACUCUCCAACCCGGUGACGCUUGACUUUUCAUCCCUCAGCAACGUCCGCUUUCUCCUGCUCAUUUAUUUGACUGCCAAACGUAAACGCCAAAGACAUUUCAGGGUCAUUUUUGUUCCGGUUUGCUGAGCUCACCUGUAACCGUUUCAUGCUGUGUCAUGGCGUCAGGCAAGAGGGUGGGUUUGGUAUGUCACGUUUGGUUCCUUCCCAUGACAAGCUGUUUGGUCAUUUUUAUUUUUAUAUGCGAGUCCAUCUAUGUACAUGUAUUCUCUUUGUCCUCACGAGUAAGCCAAUUCAUUACGCAAGUAGCUAAAUAAAUAACUACACGUGUUUUUUGACUUGACCGUAUUGGCCAAAAGAUAAGACCACCCCCCGCUUUUUCGAGACUCAUGUUUGGAAAAAAAAAAGACUUGAACACCAAAUUAAUUUUUAUACAGAAAAUAAUUACAGUACAUCUGAAAUAAAUGAUUCUAACAAUAUAUUUGAGAGAAAAAGCGUGUUGUUUUGCCUCAUUUAAAUCUUAAUAUCUGAACAUUUAAAUAUGAAUAAAUAUGAAGCACAAUCACGGUCGUAAAUGAAUGGCUUGUGGUGUAUGAAAUGUAAAUUUAAUAACUUCUCCUCAGCUGCCGGUUAACCUGGCCGAUCUUCGACCCACUUUUCUCCAGAUUGUCGCUACGUUUCUCCAUUUUCUCUUCUAUUAUUUUCUUCUCUCUUCAUUCUUACCGUUGUUUUUUAUUUUUAUGCUUCAUACUACCGCUAUUUUUAUUUUUAUUCUUCGUGACAGGGGUUCACUUUGGCCUGGGGAGUCAAGUUCAGCAUUCACUUCAAAGAUAUCUGGCGCCAUCUAGCGUCGUGAAUGGGUAUAAUGUCUAGACCCCGAAUAUAAGACGACCCCCACUUUUUCAGUCUUAUUUCAAUGCAAAAAACACCGUCUUAUAUUCGGGCCGAUAUGGUACUUUGUGUGAUUUUUGGCCUAUUAGUAUGAGUAUUUGUAAACGGCUUUCCAUUGUCGUCCCGCGUAGGACAACUUUUCCAGAAGAAAAGCUGCAUUCAUUCAAUCUUCCACGAUUUAGGGUAAAGCGUAGCACUGUGGUACAUGUACCUCAAUCUGGAUUGCAAGGAUAUUGCAUAAAUGCACAAAUGUUUUUCAAGGCAUUCCUGCACAUCAAGGCGGUAGAAAAGCCUCCCGCUAACUACAAACCUCGUUCCGAAGACAUUGGGGACCUUGUGUUAAACAUAAAUUUAAAAAAAAAACAGAAUACAGUGAAUUGCAAAUCAUGUUCAAGAUACAUUUAAUUGGAUACACCCCAAUAGGUCAGGUGGCAAAAAUAGUCUGAAGAAUGUAAGCUCUGCUGUUUGGAACAUCCCGCAUGUGGGGGGGGCCACGAUAGGGUGUCAAAGGAGCUACCCUGAAUUGCUCUGUCAUUCACAUGAUUACCAAACUAUCAAGGAGUAUUUGUGCCAAAAGAAAAAUAGUCGCACACAAUCUUGUCACGCGGAAAAAAAAAAAAAAACCUAAUUGGAUGUUGAAAUUUCAGCCAAAACGUUAAUGGCACUCGGGAGACCCGCAGCCACCGUCUUCCUUGAUACCGCCAGAGAAUCGGGGCCCCCUGGGGAAAACAUAUCGCUUAGCAGCCCACCAAUUCAAUACUACUUUUAUACAUAAAAAUUGUAAAUAUGCUUUUCUAGGGCAACUCUCAGUCGUAGGAUGAUUGACACGGUUAUGUCUUGUCCGUGUCCCCUUUCCUGCGCCCUUGUCGAUGCCUGCUUUGUAUUUUUCUGGGAGUCGAAUAAAAUGGGAGCAUUUGUUCAAAACAGAGCUUGUUUGAUAAGUUCAAACUGCUGACGGUGUUGAUGUGCCAUAUAACGAUGCCUUUUGUUACUUUUGCUUGUUUGUUUUGUGGAUACAUUCUGUCAGUCAUCUUGCCAUCAUUAUUUUCGCCUGGCCCAGUCCAGUGGUGGGGAGGACGUCCUUACUUUGCCACACACACACA